ACAUUAUUUAGUUGGUUACGUCGGUGCAGUGUUUGCAGUGUUCCUAGUGAGUGACAAUGGCGCGCGGUCGUAGUCUUGCGAUGUUCCUGACUCUCUCCCUGUUGGCUCACGCAUUCUGUGUGCCGACCGGUGGACUCCGUCAGAGGAGAGGACUGGCUGAUAACAAGCUAGACUCAAAGGAAAUAUCUACAGCUGCUGCUGCUGCUUCAAAAUCUAAAGAAGUCAGCGAACAGUCAUCGCCCGAUUCGAAGCCAUCCUCAGCUACCCCGACGUCCAUAGACGCAGACAAGAGUGUUGAGGAUGAUGAUGAUGAUGACUUCGACACACAGAGCUCGCCACCUUCCUCCGGUGGCAGCAAUAUAUUUAGUCUGCUGAACUUGGCCACCGCGCUGUUCCCAGCCUCGGGCUCCGGAGGAAACAACUCCUCACACUCGUCACAGUCUUCCACGUCACCGCUGUGGACCCUGAAGAUGGACGUCCUCCGAGCACUGCUGCAGUUCGGCACCAGCAUGCUGGGCCUCGCCUCGUCCUCCUUCUCAAAUGCCUCCGUGUAG
Messenger RNA from Helicoverpa armigera (cotton bollworm), 554 nucleotides. RefSeq lists its product as uncharacterized. The transcript is spliced from 3 exons. The record is from RefSeq and is a predicted model, not a curated record. Lineage: Eukaryota; Metazoa; Arthropoda; Insecta; Lepidoptera; Noctuidae. The coding region runs from base 57 to 554 and encodes 165 amino acids.